GAGAUCGGGAAGCAGGACGAAAAAGGUCUAACUGGCAUGUCGGUGAGGCCUCCGGCACGCCUUUGUCGCAUGUAAAGCAGUGAUCGACCUCAUUAGUCCCGGGCUCGAGGCAUCAACGUCACCGACAUAAAGUGAAGUCUUUGAUACGACGCAUGCGAUACAGCCGGUCCUCCAGACAGGUUACCACGUGUUCUAUUUCUUAUAGGUAGUGGCAUAGUGUCGAUUUCUGACAUCUUGGAACGGUCAUGGAGUCCACUCUCCACUCUUAUUCCCCGGAUAUGCCAAGAAGCAUCUUUCUUAUAAGCAGGGACCUCUACAAUAUGUUCAAGAAUGUCACCGUUAUCGUGAAUCAUGCUGGAUUUCCGAGUAGUAUUGUGAAGAGCGUUUCAGAAGCUAAUAAGUCGUUUCAGGAUGCGCUGUGGCAACGAGACGAUGUUGCCUCUGGUAUAUGCGCCGCCUUGGAAGACCGCCUCGUAACGAGGAGUUUUCAUGAAUCACCUUCGAGACGUAAUGAUUGGUUAGCUCUGGCUAAGAGUUUGAAGCAGUAUCAAAGCAAGUCACAAGCUCUUACGAUACACCUCAGGAGUCUCGGUGAUUCCAUUGCUACUGUGAGAGCCGAAAUAGCACAGCGAUUGACAACCGCACGAGAAGCGAAUCAGCGGGCACCUCGGGGUCUACGCCAUUUAAAACGUACGCUUAUUCACAUCAGCCAACACACCAGUGGCGCGAAGCAGAGGAGAGACCAAUUGAGCGACCAACGAGAGACCAUGGAUGUACUACUGAACAUUGAAAGCGGAUUAAUGGCAUUGCUCCCCAGCAUCUCCAUACUAGAGAGAACGUGCGCUGAACUCUGCAUCCAAGUUUCUCAAAUUUUAGACGCACCCAACGCUACCAGUCAUGAAUCUGUUGAGCUACUCCUGUAUUCUACGAUGCAGGAACUGCAACUCGCAUUGGGUAUAUCGACGAUCACCUGAAAAUAAAGUCAUUGCCUAUUUUGGAUGUUUUCGAUCGUAUAUAGAAACAUCUCGAUAGUUAAAUCCGUCCAUCUCAUCCUCGCGUCUUAACCCAUCAAAUGACUCGCAAGAACGGCAUGAGACGUAGACUCCCACAAAUAAAUAGUAGAUAACUUCAAUCGUUCACAUUGCGCGCUUCUGGAAUUCCUC
Messenger RNA from Somion occarium, 1163 nucleotides. The record is from the annotation of a GenBank genome assembly. NCBI's taxonomy places the organism in Eukaryota, Fungi, Basidiomycota, Agaricomycetes, Polyporales, Cerrenaceae.